This is a messenger RNA of Nannospalax galili (Upper Galilee mountains blind mole rat), 1964 nucleotides long. RefSeq names its product thymidylate synthetase (gene Tyms). The coding region runs from base 628 to 1551 and encodes 307 amino acids. The transcript has 7 exons. Gene Ontology annotation, biological process: dTMP biosynthetic process. Gene Ontology annotation, molecular function: thymidylate synthase activity. Gene Ontology annotation, cellular component: cytosol; mitochondrion. The record is from RefSeq and is a predicted model, not a curated record. NCBI's taxonomy places the organism in Eukaryota, Metazoa, Chordata, Mammalia, Rodentia, Spalacidae.
AUUCAUGUUGGGGGAAAAAAAGCCGAAACGGUGAAAGGCCAUCAUCAAUUUCAAACACCUGCACCAUUCCACUUACUCCAGCAGCCAGCCUUCAGGAAGGCAGCGGAAAUAAAGAGAUACUAAUAUGAAUCACUUGCUGCUAUGUCCUUAGUUGUAGGAAACCCAAGGGUUUUGUUUUUAAGUUUGAAUCCACGAGACCAAGCAAGUCCUCUCCCGCUUGGAGAAGGAGACGCUUCUCGGCCAACGCAUCUGGCACUCAAGUCUAAGUCAGAGGUUAUUUUUGUUAUUUCGAUACAAGGGUUGCUGUAGCCCAGGACGGCCUUGAACUCGCUAUGUAGCGGAGGAUUGCCUUUAUUAAACUCCUGAUCCUCCAGCUUGCAGGCCUGCGUCACCACGCCGGGUUUCCAAAGGUUCUUAACUGUUGAGUUCGGGCAAAUUCAAGAGAAUUAGGAAAGCUGGCGCGUGUUUGCCCGGCACCCCAAGCACACUUGCGUGCGGGGUUGGCUGCUUCAGACCUGCCAGACGUUUCCCAGCAGGAAGAGGCGGAGCGCAGAGCAGCGGAGGAGAAAGAGCGCGCGGAAGGUCCUCAGCCUUGGCGCCAACCGCACCUCAGCCGUCUGCUCCGCUAUGCCUGUCGCCGGCCCGGAGCUGCCGCCCCCCGCGCAGCAGCGGGGCGCCGAGUCCUCGCCACACGGGGAGCUGCAGUACCUGGGGCAGGUGCAGCACAUCCUGCGCUGCGGCUUCAGGAAGGAGGACCGCACCGGCACCGGCACCCUGUCGGUGUUCGGCAUGCAGGCGCGCUACAGCCUGAGAGAUGAAUUUCCUCUGCUCACGACCAAACGAGUAUUCUGGAAGGGUGUUUUGGAGGAGUUGCUGUGGUUUAUUAAGGGAUCUACAAAUGCUAAAGAACUGUCCUCCAGGGGAGUGAAAAUCUGGGAUGCCAAUGGAUCCCGAGACUUUCUGGACAGCCUGGGAUUCUCCACUCGGGAGGAAGGGGACCUGGGUCCAGUUUAUGGCUUCCAGUGGAGGCAUUUUGGGGCAGACUACAAAGAUAUGGAUUCAGAUUACUCAGGUCAAGGAGUAGACCAGCUGCAGAAAGUGAUUGAUACCAUCAAAACCAACCCUGAUGACAGAAGAAUCAUCAUGUGUGCCUGGAACCCAAAAGAUCUUCCUCUGAUGGCACUGCCUCCUUGCCAUGCCCUCUGCCAGUUCUACGUGGUGAAUGGGGAGCUGUCCUGCCAGCUUUACCAGAGGUCAGGAGAUAUGGGCCUUGGUGUGCCCUUCAACAUCGCCAGCUAUGCCCUGCUCACCUACAUGAUCGCACACAUCACAGGCCUGAAGCCAGGUGAUUUUGUACAUACUUUGGGAGAUGCACAUAUUUACCUGAAUCACAUCGAGCCACUGAAAAUUCAGCUCCAGCGAGAACCAAGACCCUUUCCAAAGCUCAAAAUCCUUCGAAAAGUUGAGACUAUUGAUGACUUCAAAGUUGAAGACUUUCAGAUUGAAGGAUAUAAUCCACAUCCAACUAUUAAAAUGGAAAUGGCUGUUUAGAAUGCUUCCAAAGAUGCUGUGGAUAUUGUCAGUCUUUAGGGUUUGGGCCUGAUGCCCAGGGUAAAGUUCUUUUUCCUCUAAAGGAAAAAUGAACUAGGUCAAAAAUCUGUCAGCGACCUAUCUGUUACUAUUCAUUACUUUCUAAGGAGCUGUCAUUGACAUAUAUUAACUGCCUUUUAAAAAAAUAUUCACUGAGAAUACAUUAAAAACUGAGAUUUGUAAGUAGGGAGGGAACUAAAAAUUUGUAUACUCUUAGCAAAAACUACAUGUCUGUGAAGAAAAAAGGAUGGUGAGUUUCAUAAACUGUAUAAGCUAUCCCUCCAUACCUGAAACUCAGCUAUAAUAUAGUUCACUUAUAAACAUUCAAAGUUAUGUUUUCUAUGUUACUGUUAUAAAGAACUGUUUUGCAUUUG